This is a messenger RNA of Dendrobium catenatum, 3169 nucleotides long. Its product is annotated as probable inactive leucine-rich repeat receptor-like protein kinase At3g03770. The transcript is spliced from 8 exons. Gene Ontology annotation, biological process: protein phosphorylation. Gene Ontology annotation, cellular component: membrane. Gene Ontology annotation, molecular function: protein binding; protein kinase activity; ATP binding. Lineage: Eukaryota; Viridiplantae; Streptophyta; Magnoliopsida; Asparagales; Orchidaceae. The record is from RefSeq and is a predicted model, not a curated record. Bases 444 to 2762 code for a protein of 772 amino acids.
GAAAAAUCCUAAAUUCUGAAUAAAGAGCUCAAAAGCAUCUCUGCCUACUUCUCGCAUAGAGCAAAAGCUCUGGUUUUGUAUACUUGUCUCGUUCGCUCCCAUCGAUUUCCAGCUCAGCUCUGCUGUUCCUUUGUCCUCUUCUUCGUCUUCGCCACCCGUGAGAGAUUGAUACCGUCACCGCCAGAAACCCUACAAUCUUGGAUUUGAGGCCCAAAUUAUUGCCACUUGCCACUAGGCGCUCAAUCAAACCAUUUUGCUCGGGCUCGCGGAGAUUUGAUAAGGGAGGAAGCUAAAAAGCGGCAAUGCUUGGAGUUCCUUGAGCUUGCAUGGCUGGUAUGGUUCUAUCUCAACAAUAGCUUACUUGUAGCCCCCCUCCCUGCUUCAAUUUCUCAGAGGAAGAGCAAAGAAGAGAUCUUGCUAAAAUUUUCCGGUUUGAGUUGAUAAUGGCCAGUAGAAGCUACUUCUCUUAUCUACUUGUAGUGUUGAUAGUUUUGAUCUUGAUGCCGCCUUCGAGCCAAUUGCAAUCUUCGCAAGCGUUGACUCUUCUUAGACUCCAGCGUCUGCUUAAUUUCCCAUUUGGUUUAACUAGCUGGGAUAGCAGGACUGAUUUCUGCAAUGCUGAACCAAAUCCAUUAGUAACUGUUGUAUGCUAUGAAGAGAGCAUAACACAAUUGCAUAUCAAUGGGAACAAUAGCUCCUCUAGGUUACCCAAAAGUUUCUCCAUUGAUUCAUUCUUCACCACACUUACAAGGCUCCCUAACCUGAAAGUCCUCUCCUUGACGUCCCUUGGGCUAUGGGGUCCAAUUCCUGCAAAGAUUUCAAGGCUAUCUUCCUUAGAGAUUUUAAAUAUGAGCUCAAAUUUGUUGGAUGGAACGAUUCCGAGUGAAAUUUCUCAUUUGAAGAAUCUUCAGACACUGAUUCUGGAUAAUAACAUUCUUGGUGGAAGACUACCAGAGUGGAUUGGCUCUUUUCCACUUAUGGCGGUUUUGAGUGUAAAGAACAAUGCCUUGAAUGGACCUUUGCCAGUUUCAUUAAGUAGCUUGGUGUCACUUAGAUUGCUUGUGCUCUCAUUCAACGCUUUCUCUGGACCAAUGCCUGAUCUUAGCUCUUUGGCUAAUCUUCAAGUUCUUGAUUUAGAGAGCAAUUUCUUUGGUCCUCAGUUCCCAAGUUUGAGCAAGAAGGUUGUUAAACUUUUCAUGAGAAAUAACAGCUUUAAAGGGGGAAUUCCAUCUGAGCUCAGUUCUUACUAUCUGCUUCAGCAGGUAGAUAUUUCUUCAAAUAGGUUUGUAGGGCCUUUCAUGCCAUCAUUGCUGUCACUUCCCUCAAUUCAGUCUAUCAACAUUUCUGGAAAUAGGUUUACUGGUAUGCUUUUUCCAAAUACAUCUUGCAAUGAUGAGCUAAAAGAUGUAGAUUUUUCAUCUAAUCUGUUGACUGGUAGCCUUCCAACAUGUCUAAGCUCGAGAUCCAAGGACGCCAUUGUUCUGUACUCUGGAAAUUGUUUGACAAACAAAGAUCAAAUUCAGCAUCCAAAUUCCUUCUGUCAGAAUCAGGCUUUUGCGGUCGAUUUGUUGCCUCGCAAGGAAAAGAAGACAUCGGUUCAUAAAGCAAUUGUUGCUGUAAGUGUGGGGGGAGCUGUUGUAGUAGCUCUGAUUGUCGCUUUCCUUUUGUUUACUGCCAUAAGAAGAGGACAAGCUAAAAGCGUUGUAAAAAGACCUCCAAGAAGACUGAUUGAGCAUGCUUCAAAUGGUUACCCUUCAAAACUGCUAGCUGAUGCCAGGUAUAUCUCUCAAACAAUGAAGCUGGGAGCACUUGGUAUUCCUUCAUAUCGUUCCUUUUCUUUGGACGAGCUUGAAGCAGCUACAAACAACUUUGACACAACAACUUUCAUAGGAGAAGGUUCUCUUGGUCAGAUGUACAGAGGAAAGCUCAGAGAUGGUUCACUCGUUGCAAUAAGGUGCUUAAAACUGAAAAAGCAACACAGUUCCCAGAACUUCAAUCGCCAUAUUGAGCUGAUUUCGAAGCUUAGACAUCGACAUUUGGUUAGCGCGCUUGGCCAUUGCUUUGAGUAUUACCUCGAAGAUUCCAGUGUCAGCACACUAUUUCUCGUUUUUGAAUAUGUAUCAAAUGGAACCCUUAGAAGCAACAUUUCAGGGCAAAAGCUUUCAUGGACACAAAGGAUAGCAGCUGCCAUUGGUGUGGCAAAGGGCAUCCAGUUUCUUCAUGCAGGAAUUAUACCUGGUGUGUUUGCAAAUGAUCUGACCAUAACAAAUGUUCUUAUGGAUCAUAACCUUGUUGCAAAAAUCAGCAGUUAUAACCUUCCAGUGCUAGCUGAGAUAAAAGCAGAGGUUAUGGUUGGAACUACUUUUGGAUCCAAGGAGCAUGUCAGAAGAACUUUGCAUGAAGAAAAAAUUGACAUCUAUGACUUUGGUGUAAUAUUAUUGGAAAUCAUAUCUGGAAGGCCUAUUACAACCCGGAUUGAUGCAAAAUUAUUGAAGGAACAGUUACAAGAAAGCAUAACCGCUGAUGGCGCUGCAAGGACAAAAAGCAUUGUUGAUCCAGUGCUCCCAAAGGCCUGUUGCAGCGAUUCACUGAAGACUGUUAUAGAAAUAUGCAUUCGGUGCAUUUCUGAGGAGCCUGCUGAGAGACCUUCAGUUGAAGAUGUGCUCUGGAACUUGCAGUUUGCCGCUCAGGUGCAAGAAGCAUGGAGGGGAGAUUCUAAUAGCAGUGAAGAUUCACCUUUAUCGCCACGUACACCAGCAUAGAAGCUCUGACGACUAGGAACUAGUGUCACUGUAACAUAACUCAAUGUUUUCUUCUUCUAAAAUGUGAAUGCCUGCAAGCAACCAGUCCCUCCUGAUCCAGUUUCUUCCAAGAAGCUUUCUGUUCAAAUGGGAGACAGAGAAGUCUGAAUCAAAGGAUUUGGAGAGUAAUCUCCCAGCUUCUUUCUGUAGCUGUGAUAACUAGUUUAGCACUGUAUAAGACCAUUCUAAGUGCUUCUCCCUUUGUAUUUCUAACUCUCCAGUUUUUUACUUCAAGCUUGCACAUAUAAAGAGUGCAAGGCUUUGUAAGUUUCUGUUGUAGUUUCCUUUUAACCAAUGUAUUUAGUGGAUGGACUUCUAAAUUGCAAGCUUAUUGGUAUCUAUGUGACAUAUAUUAACUAAACUAUGAA